AUGGGGCGCUAUGAGAUCCGAUGUGGCGGCAAACGCAUCAGCGAAGUCCACAUGGACUUUUCCAACUUAGACGAUGUUGCCAAGAAAUACGGCUGGGACGAUGUGUUUGCCGGGCGACACCCAUGCCAGGGCACCCCCAAGCAAGAGGUCCCGGAGCCGGUGAGGGAGGAUUUGCGGCAGCAGUUCUUCUUGGAGACGGCUGCGAAUGGAGACGCCUGGCUUCAGUCCAAGGAGGGUGGGCCGCCAAGACUUGUCCUUCCGGCAGGAGUGCCAGGGCAGAGGAUUUACAGGAACGGACGGUUCUUCCUACAGGGUCCGUCUCCGGACUUUGAGCUGCACGACUGCCACGCUGUUUUCCAUGAAGACGAUGCCUAUGAACAGUGGAACCAAGCCAUGGUACGAGCUGCCAAGCAAAAUGCGAAGGAAAGCUGGUCCAGCCGAGUGGACAAGCUGAUGUUGCCCGCUCAGUUCGAGAAGAAACAGCCCGAGCCUCCAAAGACAUUGGAUUCCAUGCCAGGCUUUUUGAAGACGAAGCAACAGGAGGCAGAGGCCAAGAAGGAUGACACCGCAAGAACCCGAGAGGAAAGAUGGGCUGCCUUCCAGGCAGGGCUGGAGCAGGAGAAGAAAGCGGCCAUGCAAAAGAUGGAGGCUGAGAUGGCCGAACGGGCGGCAAAGAAAUUGGCAGAAGAGGAAGAGCUGCACUUCAAGCUUCAGGAGAAGCAGCUGCAGGAGAAGAUGAAAGAAGCCCAGGCCAAGCACGAUGCCCAAUUGAAGGCCAUGCAGAAUGCAGGUGCACGGCAAGACGCAGAGGCUCAGAUGCAAGAAGAUGCAAAGGUCUCUGAAGAAGAGGCCGAGCUUGAGGCCAAGAUGCAGGCAGCAAUGCAGGCUCAGGACGCAGAGAUGGAGGAGAAGAUGAAAGAAGCACGGGCCAAGCAGGAUGCAGAAAUGCAGGAGAAGAUUAAGGCAGCCGAGGCCAUCCGCGAGAAAGAGCUUCAGGAGAAGCUCAGCGUCGCAAAGGCUGAGAAGGAAAGAGAGAUGGAGGCGAUACUGGCAAAACGACAGGCAGCACUCGAGGCCAAGCUGGAGGAAGCACGGGCUAAGCAUGCAUCCGAGCUGGAGGAAAAGGCGAAAGAAGCCAAGGCCAAAAUGGAGGCAGAGAUGAAGGAGAAGAUGAGGGCGGUAAGUGUCGCGAAAGAAUCGGCACCAAAGAAGAUGCCAGAUCAGGCACUGGAUAAGGGGAAGAACGACGCCGCCACGGCUGUGCAACAGAUGUUUGCAGGUGCAAAGGGCCCAGCAUCCCAGAAGGACUCCAAGGAGCCUGCUUCGGCUUCGAGCCCGAGCUCCACGACAAACCUUGCCGAGUGA
This is a messenger RNA of Symbiodinium sp. CCMP2456, 1365 nucleotides long. Lineage: Eukaryota; Dinophyceae; Suessiales; Symbiodiniaceae. The record is from the annotation of a GenBank genome assembly.